Molecule: messenger RNA, 1695 nt
Organism: Phyllotreta striolata
Lineage: Eukaryota; Metazoa; Arthropoda; Insecta; Coleoptera; Chrysomelidae
Source: the annotation of a GenBank genome assembly
AUGAAUUUUAUACAAAGAUACAAGUUGAAAUCGUCGAACAAAAAGUCGAAGAUGAGCCUGUACUCGGAGGUACCGUGGGGCGUUCGAUUUUUACAAAAACUCACUGACAAAUGUUGUCCGAGGCUGCAUUUCAAUAGGGAAAAAUGUUAUCGAACAAGUGUGGUCAUCCUAACUUACAUCUCGUACAUGUGUUACCACUUAUCGAGGAAGCCCAUUUCGGUUGUGAAAGCGGUGCUACAUAGAAACUGCAGCGAUCUCCAGCCACCUCACCCGAACGAGCCCAACGAUUGGUGCGAUUGGGCCCCUUUUGGUGGCACUGAUUCGAGUGCUUCGCAAAUGCUGGGCGAAUUGGACAGUUCGUUCCUCUUCUGCUAUGCGAUCGCCAUGUUUUUUUCCGGCUUCAUAGCCGAACGGGUGAAUUUGCGGUACUUUCUCAGCCUGGGCAUGCUCCUAUCCGGCAUAUUCAGCUACUUAUUCGGAAUAGCCAAGACGUACGACAUUCACAACAUGAGCUACUAUGUAGCUGUUCAAGCUUUAGCUGGGAUAUUUCAAACGACUGGCUGGCCCGGAGUGGUAACGAUAAUGAGCAACUGGUUCGGAAAGAGCAAAAGAGGUCUGAUAUUCGGUCUAUGGAAUUCUCACACAAGUAUAGGAAAUAUUUUAGGAUCUCUAAUCGCCGCUGAAUACGUGGAGACCGAUUGGGCGUUGUCGUUCAUAAUGCCCGGACUGUACAUAGGACUCGCCGGUUUCGUGAUAUUUUUAUUUUUAGUCGUCAAUCCAUCGGACGUCGGCUGUACGGCGCCUAAUAAAAUCCCCGAUACUCGACCAAAAAGAGUCAGGCAACUUGAAUCGCAAGUGGCCAAUGAUGAUGAUUCGUCCGGUAUAGAUUCAGAAGUUGAUGAUACGGAUAUACUUAUAGGAGAGCAAGCUAUUUUAAAUCGAUCGCGACAUUUGGCCAAUGAAGUUUUAGAAGUUCAACGAAGAGUUACGGAAAGAACGAACCUGCUGCCUCGCUCGUCGCGCGCCAGAGAAGAACGAGCCAUCGGUUUCCUGAGCGCCCUGCGUAUACCGGGCGUCGUGGAAUUCUCGCUGGCUUUGUUUUUCUCGAAAUUGGUCAGCUACACGUUCCUCUAUUGGUUGCCGCUCUACGUAAAUCACGCCAACGGUAUGAGUGCGACUUUGAGCGCCGAUUUAUCCACGUUAUUCGACGUGGGCGGGAUAGCGGGAGCUAUUAUAGCGGGUUAUGUGAGCGAUAAAUCCGAAAUGCCGGCUACAACGUGCUCUGUUAUGUUGAUAUUGGCUGCUCCUAUGAUGUGGGUUUAUCAACAAGUCAGUCCUGCAGGUCCUGUGGGUUUAGGAAUCAACAUGUUACUUCUAGUGAUAGUGGGAUUAUUAGUCAAUGGGCCGUAUGCUCUAAUAACAACAGCCGUUUCCGCAGAAUUAGGUACUCAUCGCAGUUUAGAAGGGAAUUCGAAGGCGUUGGCUACAGUUACCGCCAUUAUAGAUGGAACUGGCUCAAUCGGUGCUGCCGUGGGGCCUUUGAUGGCCGGUUUUGUGACCACUUACGGUUGGCAGAACGUGUUUGUGAUGUUGAUGAUCUCCGAUAUUUUGGCGUUGUUUCUGUUGGUGAGGCUGGUGAAAUUGGAGUUUGUCAAGUUGAGGAACGCGCGUAGGGCGGGUAUUCGUAUAGAGUAA